AUGGCUGCGACGACGACGACCCUCUCGCUCGCAUCGCGCUGCGCGACCGCUCAUCGGAGGCUCCGGGCCACCACCUCCGCCUCCGCGAGGGUCCCCCGGCGCCCUCGCGCCCUCGCCGUCGUGGCGGCCGCGGGCAAGAAGGGCGAGGCCAAGACCGGGAUGAACCUCAUCAAGCCAAAGCCGAUGUACGCCAAGGGCGAGGAGCCGUGGUGGAUCGACCCGGAGACCGGGAAAGCGCCGGGGUACCUCCAGAUCACGGUGUUCAUGGCGUCGCAGCUGUUCGUGGGGAUGGUGAUGCAGCCCUUCGCGCUGUGGUACGGGCAGCUCUUCGAGCCUUACGUCCAGAACUGCACCGGGAUUGGGUGCUGA
Messenger RNA from Micromonas commoda, 369 nucleotides. RefSeq lists its product with no specific name. NCBI's taxonomy places the organism in Eukaryota, Viridiplantae, Chlorophyta, Mamiellophyceae, Mamiellales, Mamiellaceae. Bases 1 to 369 code for a protein of 122 amino acids. The record is from RefSeq and is a predicted model, not a curated record. The transcript has a single exon.